Arachis stenosperma is the source of this 2768-nucleotide messenger RNA. RefSeq names its product cytochrome c oxidase subunit 3. Bases 1722 to 2519 code for a protein of 265 amino acids. The transcript has a single exon. The record is from RefSeq and is a predicted model, not a curated record. Lineage: Eukaryota; Viridiplantae; Streptophyta; Magnoliopsida; Fabales; Fabaceae. Gene Ontology annotation, cellular component: membrane; mitochondrion. Gene Ontology annotation, molecular function: cytochrome-c oxidase activity. Gene Ontology annotation, biological process: mitochondrial electron transport, cytochrome c to oxygen.
AGCUAGCCACAAAAGCUAUCACUGAAAGAAGCCGCAGCUGGCUUAAAAAAAAAGCCUUUUCGUUGUCACCACUAACCUCGAUCGAUUGGAGCAUCGGGUGACUGGAUAGCCCAAUGAAAUCUAGAGGGUGCAUCAGAGAAGAUGUAUCAAUCAUGAAUAGACCAGUCGAAAAACCUCUUCCAGUGCAUUCUACCGACGCUGGGGGACUGAUUUAUGCUGUCCAUGUUGUCAGCCCAUUUAUUGCUGCUCCUCGAUCAGUUCAUUGGGCUUCUUCGGCUAAGAAGAUUUUCAAUCAAAUACGUUGUAGCUGACGAAAACACGGACCUAUCUCCGGCUUACUCUCCUGAUCACCGAAAGAUGGACGAGGGCUUCUCUUACCUCAAAAACCCCUUUCCGUAGGUAAGGAUCAACAGGAUUGGUUGGGUAACUGGAAGCUGACUGAUCAGCUCGAAAGAAGCCCGCAACGAAUUCAGAAUGAUUAGGAAGGGCCGGACCUCUCUUGACCGAAGGCCUGACUUCUCUUCUCGAGCUCAUGGACUUUGUUCAUGGGGGGGCACUGAGCAAAUCGACUACACGGAACAAUCAAGCCCGAAUUCCCCUAGAUGGAAGAAGAAUGUGGACAGAUGGAACCAAAGAGGUCCCUGCUUAGCGCAGGCUACUUUUGAGCCCUAGAUCAAGAAUAAGGUGUCCCCUACACCGGACCGGAAUCUCCAUCCCGAUUAGGAACCACAAUAGUGAUUCUCAAUGGCUGGUUGUCUUUCAGAACCUGCUUCUGUGCUGACCAAGAAGCAGAACCAAAGCGAGCAGGCAGGACCAGUACCCUUAGUUGUUCUAUACCUUGCAGGAGAAAGGAAAAAGUAGCCAUUCGGGUAUGAAGUUGCUUGCACAUUGCCCCCCAACUCACACAGCUAGGUUUCGAGAGGGCUCUAUCGAUCUCCGGAACAGGGGAAGAAAGGGAGGAAGUGGGUGGUAUCGUAUAUAAGAUUAAGGACGCUUUUCGAAGUAAUGUGACCGAAAUAUCGUAAGAGAAGAAAGAAUUGAAAAGAGCCUAUUCAGUUAGUCAGAAAGCUAGAUCAAGAAAGCUGCGCCCAAUAGAGCAACGCCUUGAGUAGACCGAUAAGGUCUCGCGAAGCCGGUCACCGUACGCCUACGAUCCUAUCUGACUAUUGAGGAGUUUGAUCUUCUAUCUUUUGUUCAAUUGUGCGUGCUUUGCUUAACACAUGCAAUCGAAAGAAUGUUCGAUCAUCAAACUUAGACUCAAUGAAAGCUGCCGUUCACGUCAGGGUCCGAAGGAGAUGUAGUCACUUUGAGUCUUUCUUCUAGAUUGGGUUGGUGGUUAGUAAGGAAAGCCGGGUGUGGUGAUCCGAUCAACGAAAAUCCAUCCAGAAAUGACAUAGUAAGAAUCGCACUAAUCCGCGACCAGCAAGUUUUCCGAAACCAAACUGAAUAGAAUUGUGACUUUCAAAAAAUGCUUGCUGAAAAUCAAAGAAAGAAGGUCCAUUUUCCCACGUAGUUCGUCGGUCAAACCUACGAUUCUCUUCUUAAUAGAGAGAUCUUUUUCUAGUUAGACUUCUAUCAAUGCAAUGAAAGAACCAUCCCUUCCUAUUUCUUUGUCCAGUCAGAUAGAAAUCUAUAGAUAUAUACCCAAAAGAGCCCUUCUUUACCACUUUAGGGGGUGGGGGUGAAGGGGGGGUUUACAUACAACCGAGGCAAAGUGGUUUAUGAUUGAAUCUCAGAGGCAUUCUUAUCAUUUGGUAGAUCCAAGUCCAUGGCCGAUUUCGGGUUCACUCGGAGCUUUGGCAACCACCGUAGGAGGUGUGAUGUACAUGCACUCAUUUCAAGGGGGUGCAACACUUCUAAGUUUGGGCCUUCUAUUUAUCCUAUAUACCAUGUUUGUAUGGUGGCGCGAUGUUCUACGUGAAUCCACGUUGGAAGGACAUCAUACCAAAGUCGUACAAUUAGGACCUCGAUAUGGUUCUAUUCCGUUCAUCGUAUCGGAGGUUAUGUUCCUUUUUGCUUUUUUUCGGGCUUCUUCUCAUUCUUCUUUGGCACCUACGGUAGAGAUCGGAGGUAUUUGGCCCCCAAAAGGGAUUGAGGUUUUAGAUCCUCGGGAAAUCCCCUUUCUUAAUACCCCUAUUCUCCUUUCAUCCGGAGCAGCCGUAACUUGGGCUCAUCAUGCUAUACUCGCGGGGAAGGAAAAACGAGCAGUUUACGCUUUAGUAGCUACCGUUUCACUGGCUCUAGUAUUCACUGGCUUUCAAGGAAUGGAAUAUUAUCAAGCACCCUUCACUAUUUCAGAUAGUAUUUAUGGUUCUACCUUUUUCUUAGCAACUGGCUUUCAUGGUUUUCAUGUGAUUAUAGGUACUCUUUUCUUGAUCAUAUGUGGUAUUCGCCAAUAUCUUGGUCAUCUGACCAAGGAGCAUCACGUUGGCUUUGAAGCAGCUGCAUGGUACUGGCAUUUUGUAGACGUGGUUCGGUUAUUCCUAUUUGUCUCUAUCUAUUGGUGGGGAGGUAUAUGAGGGAACGAAACAGUGGAUUGAGGAAUGAAAGCUCGAAGACAAAGAGAACCCCAAAGAAUUACUGCAGCUUUACCACUCCCUAAUAUACUCAAUCUUCCACUUUCCUACCAAAUCUCUCUUUAUUCUGGCACAUAAAUGAAGGGAUCGAAGAUACUUUGGCGGAUUAUGUUCACCAAGAAAUGACCCGAAAUUGGAUCUUGGUCUAUUUGAUAUUGUUCUUUUUUUUCGAUAAAAAAUAUGUUUUCUUGU